Impatiens glandulifera is the source of this 1155-nucleotide messenger RNA. RefSeq names its product ethylene-responsive transcription factor-like protein At4g13040. Lineage: Eukaryota; Viridiplantae; Streptophyta; Magnoliopsida; Ericales; Balsaminaceae. The record is from RefSeq and is a predicted model, not a curated record. Gene Ontology annotation, molecular function: DNA-binding transcription factor activity; DNA binding. The coding region runs from base 307 to 981 and encodes 224 amino acids. Gene Ontology annotation, biological process: regulation of DNA-templated transcription. The transcript is spliced from 7 exons.
UUUCUUUCUCUCUCUCCACAACUUCCAUCUCCCCUCUCCAAACAGGUCAUAAAAAAUGAGAGGUGAAAGAGAACAAAAGGUGGUAGUCUGGUAGAUGCAUGAGCAGCAAUCGCCCAUCUUUUCUUCCCCCUCCUCUCUCUCUCUCCUCCUGUACCAUCGCCAUAGUCGCCACCUUUCAUAGACUAAUCUACUCUCCUGUCUUCAUAAAUCUGCUAAAAAAUAACCCAAUUGAUUUCCCUCGAUUUCUGUGCCUUGUUCGCCACCUUAUCUACAGCUGGUUUUAGUGAUUGUGUUUGUUGUUCGGCCAUGGUGAGCAUUCGAAGGCGUAGACUCUUAGGUCUCUGUUCAGGGCGUAAUUCUUUCUUGGCUCCAUUCCCAAGAUUUUCUGAAGGUGGAAAUGCUAAUCCAAUCCAGAACAUAAAUCUAGUCAGUGUCGAUCCUAUGCCUUUGUUUGAUGCAGAGCCAAAAAUAGAGGUUACUGUUUCAAAAGUAAGCGAGGAGUCGUCACAUGGAUCUGGAUCUAGUUCUUCAAAAGACCAGCCUUCUCAGCAUUUCCCAGUUGUGGAAGUGAAGCGCAGAAAGAGAUACAGGCGAAAGCAUUUGGAAAAUCAAGAACCGUGUUUGAUGAGAGGUGUUUAUUUCAAGAACAUGAAAUGGCAAGCGGCUAUAAAAGUUGACAAGAAACAAAUACAUUUGGGUACAGUUGGAUCUCAAGAGGAAGCUGCUCACUUAUAUGACAGGGCUGCAUUUAUGUGUGGGCGGGAACCAAACUCGGAACUGUCCGAGGAAGAGAAGAAAGAUCUUGGGAAACUGAAUUGGGAUGAGUUUCUAGUAUUGACUCGAUCAGCAAUUACGAGCAAAAAACACAAGAGAAGUGGGUUAGGAGGAUUGAGAAGAAAGCCUUCUUCUUCUUCAUUUCAAAACAGUGACAUGGAAAGUGAUCAACAAGAAGAUGGAGAGGUUGAGACAUCUCUCUCUUGACAACUGAGAUCAAGAGAGAUUUAAAACUCCAUUGAGAUUUUGUUCCUUAAUAGGCUUCUUGGAUUAUUUCUUCUUCAUUUUUUUCUUUUAUAAUCUCAUCAUUUGUUUCUGGUGGUUGUGUAUAAAAGUGCUCCUAUUAGGGCAGAUCAGAUUAUUAUUAUGAUUUGCUGUUUU